Molecule: messenger RNA, 789 nt
Organism: Rhodamnia argentea
Lineage: Eukaryota; Viridiplantae; Streptophyta; Magnoliopsida; Myrtales; Myrtaceae
Product: receptor-like protein 6
Exons: 1
Coding region: 1-789 (262 amino acids)
Molecular function (GO): protein binding
Source: RefSeq, a predicted model, not a curated record
AUGAACAACUUCUCCGGAGGCCUGCCAUCGAAGUACUUCGAUUCCUGGAUUGCCAUGAAAUUCGAUGAAACAGAUGAGGUGGUCUACUAUGCAGACCGGAUGGUGCAGUAUGCCUGGUUCACGAGUUCGUACGGAGAUUACGAUUACUCGUUCACGAUACUCAACAAAGGAAUUGAGAUGGAGUACAACAAGAUCUUGGAGUACCUGACCGUGAUUGACCUUUCGAGCAACGGCUUCAUCGGAGAAAUCCCGAGUUCCAUCGGAAGUUUGAAGGAACUCCAUUUGCUCAAUCUCUCCAACAACGCCAUCGCUGGCUCCAUCCCUUCGUCGCUGGGAAAUUUGACCAAAUUGGAAGCUCUCGACCUGUCAAGCAACGAGCUCAUCGGAAAGAUCCCUCCAGAGCUAACCCAACUCACUUCCCUCGCCUUCUUCAACGCGUCACGCAACCGUCUCUCCGGGCCUAUACCUCGAGAGAAGCAGUUCAACACAUUCGAGAACAGCUCCUAUGGGGGGAACCUAGGACUCUGCGGAGCUCCUUUGACAAAGAAAUGCGGCGAUCUCGAAGCACCACCACCUCCGCCGUCCAACGACAUGCUUGUCAAGGAGGGCUCAAGGACGUCGUGGAUCAAAGAACUGGAUUGGAAAAUCGUGCUGAUGGGCGUUGCGAGCGGGUCGGUCGUCGGCACGGUUAUGGGGCUCAACUACACCACAAGAAUCCAACAUUGGUUCGUCGUCAAGUUUUGCCGAGGAAAGCAGAGAGGACGGAGGCACAGAAGAAGGGUUGUCUGA